Messenger RNA from Branchiostoma belcheri (Belcher's lancelet), 2494 nucleotides. RefSeq names its product elongation factor 1-alpha. The coding region runs from base 146 to 2050 and encodes 634 amino acids. The transcript is spliced from 9 exons. The record is from RefSeq and is a predicted model, not a curated record. Gene Ontology annotation, biological process: translation; translational elongation. Gene Ontology annotation, molecular function: GTPase activity; GTP binding; translation elongation factor activity. NCBI's taxonomy places the organism in Eukaryota, Metazoa, Chordata, Leptocardii, Amphioxiformes, Branchiostomatidae.
UUCAAUUGAUCUAAAGCAGGGCCUCGGCCGUGACGUCCUCCUUUUCAACCGAGAUCUGCUUCCGUUCAGACGGCACUCGGCAUUGUCCACACGGUUCGCCGUUCUUCACGUCCAAAAACCAACGAGUAAAAUCUAAACCAACAACAUGGGAAAGGAAAAGAUCCAUAUCAACAUCGUGGUCAUCGGCCAUGUCGACUCCGGCAAGUCCACCUCCACCGGUCACUUGAUCUACAAGUGUGGUGGCAUCGACAAGCGUACCAUUGAGAAGUUCGAGAAGGAAGCCCAGGAGAUGGGCAAGGGCUCCUUCAAGUACGCCUGGGUGCUGGACAAGCUGAAGGCCGAGCGUGAACGUGGUAUCACCAUCGAUAUCGCCCUGUGGAAGUUCGAGACCGAGAAGUUCUACGUGACUGUCAUUGAUGCCCCCGGACAUCGUGAUUUCAUCAAGAACAUGAUCACAGGAACCUCACAGGCUGACUGUGCCGUGCUGAUUGUGGCUGCUGGUACUGGUGAGUUUGAGGCUGGUAUCUCCAAGAACGGACAGACCCGUGAGCACGCCCUGCUGGCCUACACCCUGGGUGUCAAGCAGCUCAUUGUGGGUGUCAACAAGAUGGACUCCACCGAGCCCCCCUACUCUGAGGCUCGUUUCAACGAGAUCACCAAGGAAGUGAGCACCUACAUCAAGAAGGUUGGCUACAACCCCAAGGCCGUGGCCUUCGUGCCCAUCUCUGGCUGGCACGGUGACAACAUGUUGGAGGCCUCCGGCAACAUGGGGUGGUACAAGGGCUGGUCCAUCGAGCGCAAGGAGGGCAACGCCAGUGGCAAGACCCUGUUCAACGCCCUGGACUCCAUCCUGCCCCCCAAGAGGCCCACUGACAAGCCCCUCCGUCUGCCCCUGCAGGACGUGUACAAGAUCGGCGGUAUCGGAACUGUGCCCGUGGGCCGUGUGGAGACUGGUAUCCUGAAGCCAGGCAUGGUGGUCACCUUCGCCCCCGUCAACCUGACCACUGAGGUCAAGUCUGUGGAGAUGCACCACGAGUCUCUGCCCGAGGCCCUGCCCGGAGACAACGUUGGCUUCAACGUCAAGAACGUGUCCGUUAAGGAGAUCAAGCGUGGUAUGGUCGCUGGUGACAGCAAGAACGACGCUCCCAAGGAGGCCGAGCUCUUCACUGCCCAGGAAGUGGGUGCUUACAUCAAGAAGAUCGGCUACAACCCCAAGGGCGUCGCCUUCGUGCCCAUCUCAGGCUGGCACGGUGACAACAUGAUCGACGAGUCCACCAACAUGAGCUGGUUCAAGGGGUGGGCCAUCGAGCGCAAGUCCGGUAAAGCCUCGGGCCACACGCUGAUGCAGGCCCUGGACGCCAUCGAACCUCCGUCCAGGCCUACUGACAAGCCCCUGCGCCUUCCCCUGCAGGAUGUGUACAAGAUCGGCGGUAUUGGAACUGUGCCCGUGGGCCGUGUGGAGACUGGUAUCCUGAAGCCAGGCAUGGUGGUCACCUUCGCUCCCGUCAACCUGACCACUGAGGUCAAGUCCGUGGAGAUGCACCACGAGUCUCUGCCCGAGGCCCUGCCCGGAGACAACGUUGGCUUCAACGUCAAGAACGUGUCCGUCAAGGAGAUCCGCCGUGGCUACGUGGCCGGUGACAGCAAGAACGACCCACCCAAGGAGGCUGCUAGCUUUGUUGCACAGGUUAUCGUGCUGAACCACCCGGGCCAGAUCCAGGCCGGCUACGCGCCCGUGCUGGAUUGCCACACCGCUCACAUCGCCUGCAAGUUCGCUGAGCUGAAGGAAAAGUGUGACCGUCGUUCCGGCAAGAAGCUGGAAGACAACCCCAAGUUCGUCAAGUCUGGCGACGCCGCCAUUGUUGAGAUGCUUCCGUCUAAACCCAUGUGCGUGGAGGCCUUCUCUUCCUACCCGCCCCUGGGUCGUUUCGCCGUGCGCGACAUGAAGCAGACGGUGGCCGUCGGCGUCAUCAAGUCCGUGCACAAGACGGAGAAAGCCGGGAAGACCACCAAGGCGGCGCAGAAGGCCGCCGGUGGGAAGAAGAAGUGAUGGUCGCUUUACGUCUCACCGCGCCCCGCCAUCGCUACCGCCAAGGUCACGACCACAUCAGAGACUGGAAACUCGCCUUUCAACUUCGCAACCUUCGUUUCGGCCCUCGUCUGGUUACUCCAUAGUCGUAAGCUUCAUUGGAAACACUUCCGCAGGAAAAGUGGGACCGCGAGAACAAUACCAAAAAGGUCCCGAUGAUUUCAAAGCUGUUUACACCUAUGCCAAAAAAGGCAUGUGUUUUAAUGCCGUUGUGGAAUACGAAAAAGGAAGUUGACCAGAUGGUGCCUAAGUUAUUUAUUUAUUCUUAUUUAUUUACCAAGUGAUUUUACAGUACCACGUUCUGUUUUCACUUUUUUUUCUGGUAAAAAGGAACAUGUUCUGUUUUACUUCAGUUUUGAAAGAAUUCUGUAACAUGCGGACAGAAUAAAAGAAUCAGUAACAACA